AAGCAGCAGCAGCAGCAGCAGCGACACCAGCAGCAGCAGCAGCCGCCGCACUAGUUCAAGAGGAAGAUGGGCUGUGGACAGAGCAAGAUACAUUUAUAUCCCAGGAAAUCGAAGAGUAAAGCAAAUGGCAAGAAAGGAGGACAUGCCGAUUCAGAUGCCGAAACAGAUGAGGACGAAGGCCAUAUCGAGGACGCCGAAAAGGCACAGCAACAACAACGUGAACGCGAAAAGCAUGAUGAGUGUGAAGAGCAAAGCAAUAAGGACAUACAAGAUACAGAGGAGGAUGUGGCUGUUUCGCUGCUGCGUGCCAAAAAUCUAUCUUUGCUGCAGAGCCAAGAAAUCUCGUCAAGCCAACAGAACUUCUUUCGUAUGCUCGAUAGAAAGAUUGACGAGGGACCCGAUUACGAUUCUGGCAGUGAGACAGAAAUCGCCUUGGAGGAGGCUCGACUGAAUGCCCUGCGACAGCAUUGGGAAUCGGCAAGCAUAACCGCCUCGAUAUGCUCGUCCACGGCCAGCCGAUCACUUCAGACAACGCCUAUACGGCAGGUUCAAGUGCAGGUGCAACAGGUGCCACUGAAAACUAAGUUGCUGAUGCAGCCCUCGUCCUCUGCGACGGCAACGGAAUAUUUGCCCCAGCAUGUUUUGGUGGGACGGCAACAGCAACAACAACAACAGCAGCAGCAUCAACAACAACAACAACAGCAGCAGCAGCAGCAGCAACAACAACAACAACAACAACUCAUUCUUCUGCCUCAACUGGAGGCAAGCGUUGUCAAUACGUCCACAGCAGCUGCUGCUGCUCAGCUAGCCCAGCUCCAGCAGCAGCAACUCUACCAACAACAACAACAACAAUACCUGCUAUCUCUUCCCGCCGGAGUUGGUGUCGGUGUAAGCCCUAAACGGAUUAUUUACACCGGCUCACCCACACCCGUCGUCACUAGCUCAUCCUCUGGUGGUGCUGGUGCACUUGCUCCACCUCCUCCACCACCUGCAACAGCCAUACAGUACAUGCAGCCUCCACCCGGUGGAGUUGGCUUCCUUAACGGCGCCGGCGCCCUUCAGCUAGCCUACUAUGGUCAAGCGCCGCCGAACACUGCCACAACAUCCGCUCUCCCUCUGAAUGCUUCUGAAACGUAUCACGAAUCAUCACAACUGCAACAACAGCAGUUGCAAACCGCUCCACAUGGCCAAAGUCAGCAAAUGCAGCAGCAACAGCAGCAGCCACCACCAGGCGCCUACUAUGGCGACAUUAUCCAUGGGGUGCAGCCUGCUCCAGCAGCAACGGAAUACAAAUUUCCGCCAGCCAUAAGCGUACAGAGAUUGGCUCCCCAGGUACAGAGGCAGCUGCGAGAGACACAGGAACUCAUAAAAGACUCGUGCCCGCAGCUUUAUGCGGCGGGCUAUGGCAGCCCAGGACCACCGAUACGCAAUCCCAACAGAAACCCAACUAGAACUAGACCCACCCUGGAGACACAGUUCUCUCAGGAACUCUCGUGAUAUCUAUAUAUAUGUAAAGAUCAAGCAAAAUGAACAAACAAA
Molecule: messenger RNA, 1539 nt
Organism: Drosophila willistoni
Lineage: Eukaryota; Metazoa; Arthropoda; Insecta; Diptera; Drosophilidae
Gene: tow
Exons: 4
Coding region: 67-1497 (476 amino acids)
Source: RefSeq, a predicted model, not a curated record